This is a messenger RNA of Pyrenophora tritici-repentis Pt-1C-BFP, 2648 nucleotides long. RefSeq names its product ATM1, ABC-type transport system involved in Fe-S cluster assembly, permease and ATPase component. Gene Ontology annotation, cellular component: membrane. Lineage: Eukaryota; Fungi; Ascomycota; Dothideomycetes; Pleosporales; Pleosporaceae. Gene Ontology annotation, molecular function: ATP hydrolysis activity; ATP binding; ABC-type transporter activity. The record is from RefSeq and is a predicted model, not a curated record. Gene Ontology annotation, biological process: transmembrane transport.
AUGACUGCAAUACUACUGGCAUACAUCACAGAAGUUCUUUACUACUUCAGUCGUUCGAUGGGCGAGGCCGACUAUGAAGCCCCCCAACCAGCUGCAAUUCAUUGUCUGGGGUCCAUAUUGGUCUGGAGCCCCCUCAUUUACAUGCUUUGGUCUAGCAAGACGCUUCGAUGGCAUGCAUACUUUGGUGCCUUUGUCUUGCAGUUUGCAUUGGAAACUACAAUCUUCCUGGUUACGGCGUUCUCACAAUUCCCUGAAGAUCGGAGGAGAAAUCUGCCUUUUAUCGUCAGCUGCGCCAGGGCCGGUAUUUCGCUGAUGCUCUUACUUGACGCAUUUGUCAUUUUGGUCACCAAGCAGGCAGAGGUCAGUACAGACGAGGAACGUCAGUCACUGCUUGGCGGUGAUGAACCAAAUGGGGAAACAAGCACUUCAGCUCCCAAAAUCUCUACUCCUAGCUACGGCGCCAUCUUACCAAUGGACUCGGACGACGAUAUGGAUAGCGACGUUGACGAAGACGAGGAUGCCGAAGGAAUCAAAGCAAAACAAGCGCAACGUCUCGAGGAAGAGGGUGGAUGGUUUGGAUACCUCAAAGGCUUCGCUAUUUUCUUGCCCUACCUCUUUCCCAAGGACGACUGGAAAGUCAUGGCAUGUCUCGGCCUACGAUUGAUUCACAUGUUGCAAGAGCGUGUUCUCAAUUUGCUGACGCCUCGCCAACUUGGUAUCAUUACCAACAAGCUGCAACAUUCUUAUGAGACACAAAGCGGCGUGAUGCCGUGGAAGGACAUUGGACUCUGGGUUCUCUACUCGUACAUUAACAGUUACGCAGGCCUUGGUAUCAUUGAUGGUAUAGCGAAUCUCGUAAUCUCAAACUCUGCGUACCGCCGUAUCACUUUGCUCGCUUACGAGCAUGUACUGGGAUUGUCGAUGGACUUUCACACUUCGAAAGAUUCUGGUGAAGUUUUGAAAGCGGUUGAGCAAGCCUCGUCUCUCAAUUCGCUCAUCGAGAUGGUUCUGUUCGACGUUGCGCCUAUUCUCUUGGAUCUCAUCGUGGCCAUGUACUACGUCACACAUCUAUUCGAUGCUUAUAUGGCUUUCAUCAUCCUCUUCAUGGGCGCCGCAUACAUCUCGAUAGGAGUCUACUCCACGACACUGUCGCAGCCCAAGAGAAGAGAUUACGUCGAGAAGCAGCGAACGGAAAGUUCGACAGUCAACGAGACGGUGCACAACUGGCAGACGGUAGCUUACUUCAACCGCUUGGCAUUCGAACACAAGCGAUAUGCCGAGAAUAUCAUCAACACCAUCUCUGCGCAAUAUCAAUACUACUUCCGCUCCAUGGGCGGGCACGCAGCGCAGGACAUCUUGACGACUUUUGGCUUUGCAGGCGCUUGCGUCUUUGGCAUGACAUCAAUUGUGACAGGAAGAAAACCGGUCGGAAACCUCGUCACUUUGAUCAUGUACUGGCACACGAUGACCUCACCACUUUACGUUCUUUCAUACAGCUUCCGGCAUAUUUCGAGUUCUCUCAUCGACGCUGAACGACUCCUUCAGAUGCUGAACACCAAGCCCACGGUAGCUGAUAUGGAGGGCGCCAAAGACAUUGAAGUACAUACAGGCGAAGUCGAGUUCAAGGACGUGGAAUUCCACUACGACCCUCGCAAGCCUAUCAUCAAGAACGUGAGCCUGAAAGCCAAGGGUGGUCAAACGAUCGCCUUUGUCGGCGAGACAGGCGGUGGCAAAUCGACUAUGCUCAAACUUCUUUUCCGCUUCUACGAUGUCACCGGCGGAUCAAUAAUGAUCGACGGACAAGACCUCCGCUCAGUAACCCAGUCCAGUCUGCGCGAAAACCUCGGCGUGGUACCCCAGGACCCCGUCCUCUUCAACCAAAGCAUCCGACAAAACAUCCGCUACGCCAAACUCGACGCAACCGACGCUGAAAUCGAAGACGCAUGCCGCGCAGCCGCCAUCCACGAAGACAUCAUCGGCUUCCCCGACGGCUACAAUUCUAAAGUUGGCGAGCGCGGCGUCCGUCUCUCAGGCGGACAACUACAACGUAUAGCCAUCGCACGCGUGCUACUCAAAAACCCCAAAAUCGUCAUGCUAGACGAAGCAACCUCGGCAAUCGACUCCUCUAUCGAAGCACUCAUCCAACAAGCUUUCCGCAAACUAAGCCAAGGCCGCACCACCUUCGUCAUCGCCCACCGCCUCAGUACCAUCGCAGACGCCGACCAGAUCCUCGUCGUUGAGAAAGGUGAGAUCAUCGAGAGAGGCACACAUCAGCAACUCUUGAAGAUUCUGGGAGGCAAGUACGCGGAGUUGUGGGAGAAACAGACGGCGGGGCAUCUUUCUAAGAUGCCGUCGCAGGAAGAUGUCAAGGAUGGUGAGGCGGCGACGGCGGUGGGCGUGAGCGGUAGUGCUAAAUUGAAAGAUGACGAUGAAGCGACUGCGACGGGGAGGAGUAGUGAUAGCGAUAGUAGCGGGACGUUAGGACGACGGGGAUGAUCGAUUAUAUCGACGAUGAUGUUAAUGGAUGGAAAAUUUGGAGGGAGGAUUUCGGAUUGUAACUAUGGCGGUAUCGUUGUUUGUGCUUAGCAGCGCUUUUACUAGCUUUCGGUCCGAUCUACAUAAUAAUGUAUUCCAUACCUAUCUGCCUA